Messenger RNA from Echinops telfairi (small Madagascar hedgehog), 4279 nucleotides. RefSeq names its product phosphorylase kinase regulatory subunit alpha 2 (gene PHKA2). The record is from RefSeq and is a predicted model, not a curated record. NCBI's taxonomy places the organism in Eukaryota, Metazoa, Chordata, Mammalia, Afrosoricida, Tenrecidae. Gene Ontology annotation, molecular function: calmodulin binding. Gene Ontology annotation, biological process: glycogen metabolic process. The transcript has 32 exons. Gene Ontology annotation, cellular component: phosphorylase kinase complex. The coding region runs from base 160 to 3813 and encodes 1217 amino acids.
CUCCGCCGCACUCGGCACGAGCGUUUCAAACCGUCGCGACCUCCUGGGCUCCCACCCCGCCGCCUAACCUACUCUGUGCUGGUCCGAAAACCAGGUCCGCCCUCGGGGGUUCAGCUCUGCGCCGAAGACUGGGCGCCACCGCCUGGGAACAUCGGGAAGAUGCGGAGCAGAAGCAAUUCUGGCGUCCGCCUGGACGGGUAUGCGCGGCUAGUGCAGCAAACGAUUCUCUGUUACCAGAAUCCUGUCACGGGACUGCUCUCAGCCAGCCAGGAACAGAAGGACGCCUGGGUGCGGGACAACAUCUACAGUAUCCUGGCCGUGUGGGGCCUGGGAAUGGCCUACCGCAAGAAUGCCGACCGGGACGAGGACAAGGCCAAGGCCUAUGAGCUGGAACAGAACGUGGUGAAACUGAUGCGAGGACUUCUCCAGUGCAUGAUGAGACAGGUGGACAAGGUGGAGAAGUUCAAGAAAUCUCAGAGUACCAAGGACAGCCUGCAUGCCAAGUACAACACAGCUACCUGCAGCACUGUGGUGGGCGAUGACCAGUGGGGUCACCUCCAGGUCGACGCCACGUCCCUCUUCCUCCUCUUCCUAGCUCAGAUGACAGCCUCAGGCUUACGCAUUAUUUUCACCCUGGAUGAGGUGGCCUUCAUACAGAAUCUGGUGUUUUACAUCGAAGCUGCCUAUAAAGUUGCUGAUUAUGGAAUGUGGGAACGUGGCGAUAAGACGAACCAGGGCAUACCGGAAUUGAAUGCAAGCUCUGUGGGCAUGGCCAAGGCAGCGCUUGAGGCAAUUGAUGAACUGGACCUUUUUGGAGCUCACGGAGGACGCAAGUCAGUGAUCCAUGUCCUGCCAGAUGAGGUUGAGCACUGCCAGUCCAUCCUCUUCUCCAUGCUGCCAAGAGCCUCGACGUCGAAAGAGAUUGAUGCGGGCCUGCUUUCCAUUAUUUCUUUCCCAGCCUUCGCAGUGGAAGAUGUCAACCUAGUGAAUGUGACCAAAAAUGAAAUUAUCACCAAGCUCCAGGGCCGUUUUGGAUGCUGCCGUUUCCUUCGAGAUGGUUAUAAAACCCCGAGAGAGGACCCAACUCGAUUGCAUUAUGAUCCUGCAGAACUCAAGCUCUUUGAAAACAUCGAAUGUGAGUGGCCUGUGUUCUGGACAUAUUUCAUAAUUGAUGGAGUCUUCAAUGGGGAUGCCGUUCAGGUCCAAGAGUACCGAGAGGCCCUGGAAGGAAUAUUAAUCAGAGGCACGAAUGGGAUUCACCUGUUGCCAGAACUGUAUGCCAUCCCACCGGAUAAGGUCGACGAGGAGUAUAAGAACCCUCACACGGUGGACAGAGUGCCUCUAGGGAAGGUGCCCCAUCUGUGGGGCCAGUCCUUGUACAUCCUCGGCUCACUGCUGGCAGAGGGAUUCCUGGCCACCGGGGAAAUCGAUCCCUUAAAUCGAAGAUUUUCCACUGCCAUCAAGCCUGACGUUGUCGUGCAGGUCUCUGUGUUGGCAGAAAACAAUCACAUCAAGGAGUUGCUGAGGAAGCAUGGGAUAAACAUUCAGAGUAUCGCUGACAUCCAUCCGAUUCGCGUCCAGCCUGGCCGGAUUCUGAGCCACAUAUACGCCAAGCUUGGACGCAACAAGACGAUGAAGCUGAGCGGGCGGCCAUAUCGACACAUCGGUGUCCUGGGCACCUCAAAGCUCUACGUGAUCAGGAACCAAGUCUUUGCUUUCACCCCCCAGUUUACUGACCAGCACCAUUUCUACUUGGCUCUUGACAAUGAGAUGAUCGUGGAGAUGCUGCGGAUCGAGCUGGCCCACCUAUGCACCUGCUGGCGGAUGACAGGCCGACCCACGCUCACCUUUCCCAUCACCCACACUAUGCUCACAAACGAUGGCUCAGACAUUCACGCUGCAGUUCUCUCGACGAUUCGGAAACUAGAGGAUGGCUACUUUGGAGGAGCAAGAGUGCAACUGGGAAGCCUUUCCGAAUUUCUUACCACUUCUUUCUUUACGUACCUGACCUUCCUGGACCCCGACUGUGAUGAAAAGUUGUUUGACGAUGACAGCGACGGCAGUUCAAGCCCCAACAGUGAUUCUGAUGUAGGAUGCUAUUUAGAAAACACCUGUAAUGAAGACAGCCAAGAUGAACUUGACCAGUAUAUCAGCCACCUGCUACAAAGCACGUCUCUGAAGUGCUAUCUGCCCCCUCUUUGUAAGAAGACAGAAGACCGCCAUGUUUUCAGUGCCGUCCACUCUACUCGGGACAUACUUUCCGUCAUGGCAAAAGCAAAGGGUUUGGAAAUUCCGUUUGUUCCCAUGGCUCUGCCAACGAGAAUUCUGAGUGCCCAUCGUAAAUCACUGAAUCUUGUUGACUCUCCUCAGCCACUGCUCAAGAAGACUCCUGAAGGCGAAUUCCAAUGGCCCUGUGACGACCAGGGUGAUGUGGACUGUGAGAAGCUGGUCGAGCAGCUGAAGGAUUGCUCCAAUCUCCAGGACCAAGCAGACAUCUUGUAUAUGCUGUAUAUAAUCAAGGGUGCCAACUGGGACACCAAUCUCUCGGGCCAGCACGGGGUCACGGUGCACACUCUCCUCAGCGAGCUGUAUGGCAAAGCCGGCCUGAACCAAGAGUGGGGUUUGAUUCGCUACAUCUCAGGCCUGCUCAGGAAGAAAGUGGAGGUCCUGGAAGAGGCCUGCACGGACUUGCUGUCCCACCAGAAGCAGCUCACAGUGGGCCUGCCCCCCGAACCCCGAGAGAAGACCAUCUCCGCGCCACUCCCUCCGGAGGAACUCACAAGACUCAUCUAUGAAGCCAGUGGGCAGGACAUCAGCAUCGCCGUCCUCACCCAGGAGAUUGUGGUCUACCUGGCCAUGUAUGUCAGGGCCCAGCCCAGCCUCUUUGUGGAGAUGCUGCGACUCCGGAUCGGACUGAUCAUUCAGGUGAUGGCUACAGAGCUGGCAAGGAGCCUGAACUGCUCAGGAGAAGAAGCCUCUGAGAGUUUGAUGAACCUGAGUCCUUUUGAUAUGAAAAGUCUCCUGCACCAUAUUCUCAGUGGCAAAGAGUUUGGCGUUGAGAGAAGCAUGCGUCCCAUCCACUCCACCACAUCCAGCCCUGCCAUCUCCAUCCAUGAGGUGGGGCACACUGGUGUCACCAAACAAGAGAGGAGUGGCAUCAUCAGGCUGAAGAGUGAGAUGAAACAGAUGACCAGGCGGUUUAGUGCUGAUGAACAGAGAUCCAGCACCCCCUCCUCACCCACGGGCACUUCAUCGACGGACUCAGGAGGGCAUCACAUUGGCUGGGGGGAGCGGCAGGGCCAGUGGCUGCGCAGGCGGCGGCUGGAUGGCGCUAUUAACAGAGUCCCCGUGGGCUUCUACCAAAAGGUGUGGACUUUCCUCCAGAAGUGCCACGGGCUCUCCAUCGAUGGCUACGUCCUCCCCUCCUCAGCAACACAAGAGAUGACCCCGCAUGAGAUCAAGUUCGCAGUGCACGUAGAGUCGGUGCUGAAUCGAGUGCCCCAGCCUGAGUAUCGGCAGCUGCUGGUAGAAGCGAUCCUGGUGCUGACGAUGCUCUCGGACACAGAGAUGACCAGCCUCGGGGGCAUAAUCCAUGUGGACCACAUCGUGCAGAUGGCCAACCAGCUGUUCAUGCAGGACCAGAUGGCCACUUGUGGCCUGGACACCCUGGAGAAAGACCAAGCCACAGGGAUCUGCCACUUAUUUUACGACAGCGCACCCAGCGGGGCCUAUGGGACCAUGACCUAUCUGACGAAAGCAGUCACCUCACAUUUGCAGGAGUUGCUGCCCAACUCGGGGUGCCAGAUGCAGUAGCUCUCCGCUGUAAGAGGGACUGUGCUCUAAAUCUGUCACAAGUCCCCUAGCCUCAUCAGGAACUUUGUUUCCCAAGACCCCCCCCCCUGUGUGCAGCCAUAAAGGAAUGUCCCCUCAGAGAGACCCACAGCGAAGAGUUCUGAAGCCCGUGUCUGCGAGCUCUGGAUGAAGCUGCCACGCCCUGCGCUUCUCCGGGGUCCUCUGCUCAGCAGUUGGGCAUGUGGACUCAGAGGAGGAACUGGUAAUUGGUCUCUUUUGAGUGCAGGGUGAAGUGCGAAGGCAGCUUCAAUUGGCCCUCUCAGAUUUCCAGAAAUAGGUUAGAUGAGCUAGUGACACAUCUUAAAGAUGAAAAGGGCCUUCCAGCAGCAGUGGCUCGACACACAGACCUGGGGAAAGGGGUGUCUUACAGGAGGCAGUGUGUCUGGACCAAACUGUUUACUGAAUAGAACGAUUCUUUCUGCGGGGC